Molecule: messenger RNA, 864 nt
Organism: Populus euphratica (Euphrates poplar)
Lineage: Eukaryota; Viridiplantae; Streptophyta; Magnoliopsida; Malpighiales; Salicaceae
Product: citrate-binding protein-like
Exons: 2
Coding region: 95-754 (219 amino acids)
Source: RefSeq, a predicted model, not a curated record
UAACACUCUCCCAACUAUUCAAAACAACCUUCACUUGAUCAGUGCUUCAUUUCAUAUCUCCUUCCUGUUCUCUGUGCAUUCUCGAAAAGAAGAGAUGGCUUCAUUUUGCGACCUUUCUCUACCAAUCACCAUCAGUUUUCUUCUUCUCGUCUGCCAGUCAUUUGGCUGGCCUAUAGAUCCAACUCAUGGCUUCAAACAGCUACCAUUUAACACAUCUUUUUACCAUAUCCAAAAGCCUUACAACUUGCCUGAAACUGAUCGGUAUAGCUUCUUCAGUGGCAUCCACAAGCUAUGGGUGUACUCCACAGACAAACCUCUGUCCAAAAAUAGCCCAACCAAGCCUCGAACAGAAAUCAUUAUUAGUGGAUAUUAUUAUUCUUCUGGUGUGUGGCAAUUUGAAGGUUAUGGAUACGUGCCAUGUGGAACAUCAGGAGUGUGUGUCAUGCAAGUGUUUGGAGCUGGUGGGAAUCAUGCAACAACCUUGAUGCUUAGAGUCUAUAAUGGCACACUAUAUUAUUACAGGGAAGCGGCCAUUGUUCCAAACAUCUAUGAUAGAUGGUUUCGAGUAAAUGUGAUCCAUGAUGUUGAUGCUUCGAAAAUUAAGGUCUAUAUUGAUGGGGUGCUCAUGUACGAGGCACUUGGGCGUGGAGGGAAAUUCCAUUACUUCAAGUGUGGAGUUUAUGCUCAGAAUGAUGAUUCUUCCUAUAUGGAGUCUCGAUGGAAGGGAAUCAAGAUUCUGAAAAAAAGUGAUUGAUCAUGUUCUUUGUUUGUAGUUUGGACAUUGAAAGUGUGAUACAAUAAUGAUGAAAUAAAGACAAGUACAUAUGUAUGCUUUAGUUCUUGUUCAUUAUUAAGUCCUGUUAC